Messenger RNA from Belonocnema kinseyi, 1580 nucleotides. Its product is annotated as zinc finger protein 888-like. The transcript has 2 exons. The coding region runs from base 30 to 764 and encodes 244 amino acids. The record is from RefSeq and is a predicted model, not a curated record. Lineage: Eukaryota; Metazoa; Arthropoda; Insecta; Hymenoptera; Cynipidae.
CGAGUGCUUCAACUAAAAUCCAGAAUCCCAUGAGUUAUUGGAAGAAAUCAACAGAAAAACUAGAUGGGGGACCCCAUUCUGUUCUUCGCCCUGGUCAAUUUGUGGGAUUUGAAACUGUGUUUGUCAAACCUGAAAAGGAAGAGCAAAGUCUUAUUUGUGAAGGAAAUCCAUUGGACGCAACUUUUGAAAUAAAGGAAGAAUUCAUCGAAGAUGAAGAGGCAGAUACAGACCAGAAAUAUGAUGAAAAAUAUGAGACAAAAUUGCAUACCACACAUACAGGAGAGGCUAAUAUUUAUCGGCCUCCGAGAAGGUUGCACCGCCGUAAGAAGCAGCAAAAUCAGGAAUCGGAACAGGAACAGAAAUACACAUGUGAAAAGUGUGCACGGACCUAUAAAAAUAAAGCUCAUUUGAAUCGUCAUCAAAAAUUCGAAUGCGGUGUCAUACCACAAUUCAGAUGUGAAUUCUGCGACAAACGGUUUAAGCGGAAUGUGCAUCUUCGUCAGCAUAUAGUUCGCGUACAUGAUAAAACUAACGUAAAGGCAUCGCAAACAAAAUAUAAUUGUGACAAAUGUUCUCGAAGUUACAGUUCCUCAGAUGCCUUGACUUUUCACACACGUUUAGAACAUGCGGCAGACAAACCACAAUUUAUUUGCGAUAUUUGUGGCUUUAAAACUAAACUCAAACCUAGCUUGUCAAGACAUAUUUUGGCACAACAUCUCGGCUGUUCACGAGCCAAACACAGGAAGCGCUCUUUUCAAAAUUGAGUUAAGCGUGUUUUCAGGUUUCAUUUAACAUAAAUAAUGUAUGUAAACAAUCACAUUCAGUAUAUUAAUGUUUUUAUACCAAUAUUUUAGGAUUUAAAAAUAAUUGAAUGCAUUAGGAAAGCCGAUCACGAUAAAUUAUAAAUAUUACGGAUAGGUCCAGCUAGAAUGAUCUGUUCAUUCAAGAAAAUCGUAUUAAAUACAUGCCUUAAUUUUUUUUCGUGGUUAUUUUAAGAUGAGAUUAAAUAAUAGAGAUUUUUAAAAAAACUUUAGAAAGUUUAUUAAACUUUCGAUUCUCAUCUUCCACUUUCUUUCAUCUUCCUGAAAGUAAAUGAAAAAAUCGAAUAUUCGCCAAAUUAAAAUGGUUAAACUCCUCUUUCAAGAGAGAUGAAGAGCGUAGUGAAAUAUUUAAUGGUGCUUAAAUUAUCAUGGAAAAUGUAGAAGGGUAUCUAUAACGACAAUCCGUUCUUCGAGCUCAAGUCGAACUUUCAUCUUUGGUUAACGCACGGGAAACAACAGACGAAAGACUGUGGUCACCACUCGGCCUUUCUUCUGUGACACAUUUUCCAUUUUUCAUGAUAUUUUAAUUACCAGUAAAAAUUUAGAUCAUGCUCUUUAUUAUUUUUAAGAGGAAAUCUUAUACUUCAAUUUGACGAAGUUUAAUUUUUUUCACUUUCUUUCCUGAAACAUACAGAAAGUGGAAGAUUAUUACACAAUUAAGCCAUUUCCCUUUCGGGGUAGGCGUGACUCACUCGGCAGGGGAAAGGAGUAGUGUGUGGAAGGGUAGAGAUUUUUAAGAUUGAUCCAGAAUUCUCAUGC